Racocetra fulgida is the source of this 308-nucleotide messenger RNA. NCBI's taxonomy places the organism in Eukaryota, Fungi, Glomeromycota, Glomeromycetes, Diversisporales, Gigasporaceae. The record is from the annotation of a GenBank genome assembly.
UUAAUCAACGAAUUGAAGAUCAAAAUUCUAACCACAAAGAGAGUAAUCAAAUAAAUUUAGAAAAGACAGAUGAAGUACAUUGUAAUCAGGAUGCAACUAUUAAAGAAAGCUAUGAUCAAUAUCAAAAUGACGAGAACAAUCAAGAAACAAAUGGUGAAGCAAUUACCUCAGCUGAUCUUACUAAAAUGGACAGAGAGCUUCUUGAAAAUUUUCGUUCUAAGAUAGAUAGGAUUAAGUAUACUCUUUGUCUUACAUGUAAUGAGUGCUUUCCAUCAAUUGUGCUAGUUAAGGGCGAAUACCAGAUCUAA